Molecule: messenger RNA, 1052 nt
Organism: Euleptes europaea (tarantolino)
Lineage: Eukaryota; Metazoa; Chordata; Lepidosauria; Squamata; Sphaerodactylidae
Gene: UPP2
Product: uridine phosphorylase 2
Exons: 7
Coding region: 82-1050 (322 amino acids)
Biological process (GO): nucleotide catabolic process; uridine catabolic process
Cellular component (GO): cytoplasm; cytosol
Molecular function (GO): uridine phosphorylase activity
Source: RefSeq, a predicted model, not a curated record
CUUUUAUGAUCCAGCGCUUUUACAAGGCACUCAUCUUUCCCUUUGGUCUGAUGAGGUGUUGUCCCAUGAAAUCCAGACGCUAUGACAUCUGCUGUAGCCAAUUCCAGUAAGCCUGUUAUGACUGAAAGGAAAAAUUGCACUGGGAACGAGCUUGUUUAUGUUAAGAACCCUCACUUGGAUUCAAUGGAUGAAGAUAUUCUAUAUCACUUAGAUUUGGGGACCAAGACUCAUAAUCUGCCUGCCAUGUUUGGUGACAUAAAGUUUGUCUGCGUGGGUGGGAGCCCUAACAGAAUGAAAGCUUUUGCUCAGUUCAUGCAUAAAGAACUUGGACUCGAAGGAGACGAGAAAGACGUGAAAGAUAUUUGUGCUGGGACAGAUCGGUACUGUAUGUAUAAAGUGGGACCCGUGCUCUCCAUCAGUCACGGGAUGGGUAUUCCCUCCAUUUCUAUUAUGCUGCAUGAGCUAAUCAAAUUGCUCCACCAUGCAAAAUGCCGUGAUGUUACCAUUAUACGCAUCGGUACUUCAGGGGGAUUAGGGAUCGAACCUGGGUCCGUUGUAAUAACGGACACAGCGGUGGAUUCGUUUUUCAAGCCUCAGUUUGAGCAGGUGAUACUGGACCGAGUGGUAGUACGAAGCACUGAACUUGAUAAUGGCCUUGCUGAGGAACUGCUAGAAUGCAGCAAAGAGAUUAAGGAUUUCCCCACGCUUAUUGGUCAUACAAUGUGCACCUACGAUUUUUAUGAGGGUCAGGGGCGAUUAGAUGGGGCGCUGUGUUCCUUCUCCAACGAAAAUAAGUUAGAGUACCUCAAAAGAGCUUACAACGCUGGCAUCAGAAAUAUAGAAAUGGAGUCUACUGUGUUUGCUGCUAUGUGCAGGCUUUGCGGCCUUAAAGCUGCAGUUGUCUGUGUGACUCUCCUUAACCGACUUCUCGGUGACCAGAUCCAGGCAUCCCAUGAAGUUUUACUUGACUAUCAGCAACGACCUCAAAGGCUGAUUUCAAUGUUUAUUAAAAAGCGCCUUGGGCUUUGGACUCCAGAAGGUUCAGUCUGAAA